CGAGCGGUGGCCUCGCUCGGGGAGCGGACGCCUGGUCUCGCUGAGCCGGCCCUGAGGAGGAGGAGGAGGAGGCGGAGCCGGCGGCGGAGGCGGCCGCGCCUCCCCUCCCCCGCACAGGCCGGGGAGGAAGUUCCGCUCCCGACACCGUGUGUGCGGCCGCGAGCGCAGGUAUUUGGGACGCGGCUGCCCUUCAGUCUGCUGGCCGGUGGGCAGCUCCUGAUCCCCGCCCGGAGCCCGUGGGGCGGCGUCGGGAAGCGCGGGCGGCAGACGGCUUCAUCGGCUCCUUUGCGCGUGCUUCUGCUUCUGCUUCCCCGUGAGGACGGAGACCCUCCAUGCUUCAGACUUUUGAGGAGACCUGUGCAUUCGCCCCCACAGAGGCUCAGAUACUGUGCACUAGAGGUGUCGGAGGAGACGAAGUGAAUCUCUCCUACAACUCCAAUCUCGCCAGGCUCCCUUUUGAGCAUCUUUCUGGGGCAGCAAUGGAAGAACCCACCUUGCAGCUUUUCUGCAGCCUGGCUUGCCGGAUGUACGCCUCGGAAUGAACAGGAGACUUUCCGUAACCUGCUGAGGUACUGAAAGCCAGAUGCCAGGAAGAUACCACACGACAUAAAUUAGCGAUCUUUUAGGAGGCCACCCCCCAUUCUGGAUGUAAUUGUCGAGAGUGAAAGAGGUGCCCUCUAAAAAAGCACAACAGUCCUUCCAGAGGAGAAACAUUGAGUUUAUCCACUUUUGCCAAGAUUUUGAAAACGGUUCAAUGUGCUGUACGUUUGAUAUAAGAUGAGAACUUUAUAAAGUAUUCUAUCCAAGAGGCUAAACAAUGACUACCCCAGCCCUGCUGCCCCUGUCUGGACGUAGGAUACCGCCUCUGAACCUGGGGCCGCCCUCCUUCCCCCAUCACAGGGCUACCUUGAGACUUUCUGAGAAGUUUAUCCUUCUCCUUAUCCUUAGUGCCUUCAUCACCCUGUGUUUUGGGGCAUUCUUCUUCCUCCCAGACUCCUCAAAACACAAACGCUUUGAUCUGGGCUUAGAAGAUGUGUUGAUUCCUCACGUCGAUGCAGGCAAAGGGGCGAAAAACCCUGGAGUCUUCCUGAUCCAUGGACCUGAUGAACACAGACACAGGGAAGAAGAAGAACGUCUAAGAAAUAAAAUUCGAGCUGAUCAUGAAAAGGCUCUGGAAGAAGCAAAAGAAAAAUUAAGACAGUCAAGAGAGGAAAUUCGUGCAGAAAUUCAGACAGAGAAAAAUAAGGUAGCCCAAGAAAUGAAGACAAAAGAGAACAAGCCACUGCCACCAGUUCCCAUUCCAAACCUUGUAGGAAUCAGUGGUGGAGACCCAGAAGAUAUUGAGAUAAGAAAGAAAAGGGAAAAAAUUAAAGAGAUGAUGAAACAUGCCUGGGAUAAUUAUAGAACAUAUGGAUGGGGGCAUAAUGAACUCAAACCUAUUGCAAGGAAAGGACACUCCACUAACAUAUUUGGAAGUUCACAAAUGGGUGCUACCAUAGUGGAUGCUUUGGAUACCCUUUAUAUCAUGGGACUUCAUGAUGAAUUCCUAGAUGGGCAAAGAUGGAUUGAAGACAACCUUGAUUUCAGUGUGAAUUCAGAGGUGUCUGUGUUUGAAGUUAACAUUCGAUUUAUCGGAGGCCUACUUGCAGCAUAUUACCUUUCAGGAGAAGAGAUAUUCAAGAUAAAAGCAGUGCAAUUGGCUGAGAAACUCCUUCCUGCCUUUAAUACACCUACGGGGAUUCCCUGGGCAAUGGUGAAUCUAAAAAGUGGAGUAGGGAGAAACUGGGGCUGGGCAUCUGCCGGUAGCAGCAUUCUGGCUGAAUUUGGUACAUUGCAUAUGGAGUUUGUGCAUCUCAGCUACUUGACAGGGGACCUGGUUUACUACAAAAAGGUCAUGCAUAUUCGGAAACUACUUCAGAAAAUGGAUCGUCCAAAUGGUCUUUAUCCAAAUUAUUUGAACCCAAGAACUGGGCGCUGGGGUCAAUAUCACACAUCAGUUGGUGGUCUGGGAGACAGUUUUUAUGAAUAUUUACUGAAAGCGUGGUUGAUGUCAGAUAAAACAGACCACGAGGCAAGAAGGAUGUAUGAUGAUGCUAUUGAGGCGAUAGAAAAACAUCUUAUUAAGAAGUCCCGAGGUGGUCUUGUCUUCAUUGGAGAAUGGAAGAAUGGGCACUUGGAAAAGAAGAUGGGCCAUUUGGCCUGUUUUGCUGGGGGAAUGUUUGCAUUAGGAGCAGAUGGUUCCAGAAAGGAUAAAGCUGGUCAUUAUUUAGAGCUCGGGGCAGAGAUUGCGCGCACAUGUCACGAGUCAUAUGACAGGACUGCAUUAAAACUAGGUCCUGAGUCAUUCAAGUUUGAUGGUGCAGUGGAAGCUGUGGCUGUCCGACAGGCUGAAAAGUAUUACAUCCUCCGACCAGAAGUAAUUGAAACCUAUUGGUACCUGUGGCGAUUCACUCAUGAUCCAAGAUACAGGCAGUGGGGCUGGGAAGCAGCAUUGGCUAUUGAAAAGUAUUGCCGAGUCAGUGGUGGGUUUUCUGGGGUCAAAGAUGUAUAUUCCUCUACUCCUACACAUGAUGAUGUACAGCAGAGCUUCUUUCUCGCUGAAACAUUAAAAUACUUGUACCUGCUGUUCUCCGGUGAUGACCUUUUACCUUUAGACCACUGGGUGUUCAACACAGAGGCUCACCCUCUGCCUGUGUUACAUUUAGCCAACACCACACUUUCAGGUACUGCUGUUCGAUGAAAACAGCUCCAGAAGGACCAUUCUUACCUGUGUUUUGUUUACAUGGACUACUACAGAAACAAGUAUGGAGAGGCAUCUUUUGAAAACCUGGACCUCCAAGUCAACAUGACAGGGUGAAACUCUUCCCUGCAAGACUUUUCAAAGUGUAGAUAUACCAACUUUGAAAUUAUUCCAUUUUAUACCUGACCAAAACAUGUUCUGGUACGUAUAGGACAGAGAGAGACCUGAUGUACUUUGAUUCGUAAUGAGACUGUCACUUGAGAAACAGUGCCCAUCACUUCUGUAUUAGAGCAAGCCAAGAGCAUAGAGCACCUUGUGGGAGUUAAAGAUGGCCUUUGGAACCAAUUAUAUAUUUGUUUCCUCCCACAGUGGAGCAGCUUUCAAAUCAAAUAUUUACACAUUGUUUAUCCCUUUUUUCUCCAUUUUAAUAAUGGAAUAAACUAAGGUAAACAAGAACAAAAGAACAGAGUAACUGCAUCAGUAACAAGAGGACUCAAAAAAGGAACAGAAGUACCGAACGUUGUCUGAAUUUCCAUGUUCCCCAUUGGAUGACUAGACUGGCAACCAUUUCAGUCCCAAUCUAUUUCAUUGAAAUUUCUUAGUUAAAUUUAAUUCACUGGGGGCAUGAUCUCACAAAGAAUACUCUUCAAGUCUUUCUUUCCAUAUGGUACCAUUGAAAUUGCUGUUUAUCAUCGCCAGUGCUUAGGAACCUGGGUUUGGGGUUUUGUGCAUGCAGUUCAGUCUGGUGUAGGUAGCAUGACAAAAAGUGGGGAAAAUGCCAUUUUGUUGCCUUGAAACUUGUUCUUAGUGAAAUCCUUGGUUUUGUUGGUAAGAGAUUAUUUUUCUAACCAACAAGUCUACCAAGUAAAAUUAUUCACUUUAAUUUCAUUAAAAAGUUGAGUCACUCAACUUACAACUUUGUGACUUGACAAAAUUCACUCUUCUAUUAUGGCAGCUUUGAAUUUGCCAUGAUAAGCUGAAUUACUUUCACAAAUUAUAAAAGCAAAAACAAAACCCAUGAAACUUCCUUAAACAUUCUGUCUGGAAUGGGGACAGGGGAUCCUUUAUCUUAGAUGAAUGAGCUAUUCACAAGUAUAUUUUUCAGUUUAUCAAAGACUAUUUAUAGAAAUGCAAAAAAUUAGAAUAGCUUCAAAAUUAUUUUCAGUGAUAACUGUGUAAUUAAUUUAUUACACUAAAAAUGGAAUUUAUCUGAAGGACUUUCUUUUACCCUCAAUAAAUUUUGCAGUGAUA
Messenger RNA from Heterocephalus glaber (naked mole-rat), 3991 nucleotides. It is a transcript of the gene Man1a2, whose product is annotated as mannosidase alpha class 1A member 2. Gene Ontology annotation, molecular function: calcium ion binding; mannosyl-oligosaccharide 1,2-alpha-mannosidase activity. The record is from RefSeq and is a predicted model, not a curated record. Gene Ontology annotation, cellular component: endoplasmic reticulum; Golgi membrane; extracellular exosome. NCBI's taxonomy places the organism in Eukaryota, Metazoa, Chordata, Mammalia, Rodentia, Bathyergidae. Gene Ontology annotation, biological process: carbohydrate metabolic process; mannose trimming involved in glycoprotein ERAD pathway.